AUGGCCGCCUCCACCAGGUCCGUCUGCUCUGACGCUUGCACCAGCUCCUCCUGGCAGGUGGACGACUGCCCAGAGAGCUGCUGUGAGCCCUGCUGCUGUGCCCCCAGCUGCUGCCAGUCCAGCUGCUGCCAACCCAGCUGCUGUGCCCCCAGCUGCUGCCAACCCAGCUGCUGCCAGUCCAGCUGCUGUGCCCCCAGCUGCUGCCAGUCUAGCUGCUGCCAACCCAGCUGCUGCCAGUCCAGCUGCUGUGUUCCUUGCUGUGUCCCCAGCUGCUGCCAACCUAGCUGCUGCCACCCCUGCUGCCAAUCCUCCUGCUGCACACCCUCAUGCUGCCAGCAGUCUAGCUGCCAGCCAGCUUGCUGCACCUGCUCCCCCUGCCAGCAGCCUUGCUGUGUGACCCUUUGCUGUAAGCCUGUCUGCUGCACACCCAUCUGCUCUGGAUCAUGCUGCCAGCAGUCUAGCUGCCAGUCCUCAUGCUGUCAACCCCCCUGCUGUGUGCCUGUCUGCUGCAAGCCUGUGUGCUGCACCCCCAUCUGCUCUGGCUCCUCCUCCUCCUGCUGCCAGCCCUCCUGCUGUGCUCCUGUGUGCUGCAAGCCUGUGUGCUGCAAGCCCUGCUCCAGCAUGUCCCUGCUGUGCCGCCCUGUGUGCAGACCUGCCUGCUGUGUGCCCACCUCCUCCUGCUGUGCCUCCUCCUGCCAGCCCAGCUGCUGUCGCCCAGCCUCCUGUGUGUCCCUUCUGUGCCGUCCUGCCUGCUCCAGACAGGCCUGCUGUGGCCAGAAGUCCAGCUGCUGA
Apodemus sylvaticus (European woodmouse) is the source of this 792-nucleotide messenger RNA. RefSeq names its product keratin-associated protein 10-8-like. Lineage: Eukaryota; Metazoa; Chordata; Mammalia; Rodentia; Muridae. The transcript is spliced from 2 exons. The record is from RefSeq and is a predicted model, not a curated record. The coding region runs from base 1 to 792 and encodes 263 amino acids. Gene Ontology annotation, cellular component: keratin filament.